UAAGUCCUUCAUCAUUUACCAUUCAUUGUAGUAUUUUUCAGUUUGUUUAUUUUGUUCAUCAUUCAAGACAAGCCGUUAAAGAAGUUUAAUUUCUGUAGUAACUAAUGCCCUAAAAACACUGAAGACUGCUUAUUUCUUUAAAAAGACAACUCAUCUUACCACUACAAAAUUCUUUAAGGAGUCCAAAACUAAAAUUUCAGGCAAGUGAGACUGCUUCAAGUAAAUCAACUCCAAGCUUCCAAGAAAGCACUAAGCGAAGCAAGAGACGAGCAGAAACACCGCCUCACUGCCACACACGCAGCUGCCAUGGACCUCCAGAAGCAGUGGGAGAGCACAGCGGCUGACUGGCACAAGGAAAAGAUGGAGCUGCUGGACCAGUUUGAUAGCGAGAGGAAGGAGUGGGAAAGUCAAUGGAAGAUUAUGCAGAAGAAGAUAGAACAGCUUUGCCAAGAAGUAAAGCUUCGGAGGAAAAGCCACUUGAACGAACGAACUAAGCCCAUUGAUCUGGAUUGUGAGAAGGUCCUUCAAGACAAAGUGGUAGACUUGUUUCCAAACGAACUUGAAUUUAUAGGGAUGAACCACAAACUUGGUCUGGAAAGAAAAAAUAAACCAGAACAGAGCUUCCUCACUGGAGGAGAAUACAUGUAUAAGGAACAAAAAGCAAGAAAAAUGUCAGAAGUAGGGAUUACAGCUUCAGACAAGCAAAAGGAAGGUGAAGCCUGCCCUGCCCUGAGGACCUCUGAGGAGGAGGGCACGAGCUGCUCCGGCGCCCUCAGCACAGCCCUUGAAGAGCUUGCCAAAGUGAGUGAAGAAUUGUGCAGCUUUCAAGAAGAAAUCCAAAAACGGGGUCACCACAGAAGGAUGAAGUCUGAUUCUUCUCUCCAGAUCAUGCCAAAUGUAAUUAGUAAGCCUCCUGGGGACCAGAUCCUUAGCAAUGGCAUUCCUCCAGUAGAUGUAGGAAAAGAUAAGCAGAAAAAUAGAAAGAAGCUGAACUAUACAGAUUUGCUCCAGGGCAAUUCUAGGGGGAAAUGCGGACAUGGCACAACUGAUUUGCAAAGAAAUGCAAUUCCACCUGUCCCUCCUCCAAGAAGCACCUCUAGAAACCUGCAGCCGAUCCCCUGUGCUGAAGCAAGAGGAGCCCAGGCAGCGUUCUUGGGAAGUUCCGACCGCAGUUGGGUUGACCAAGAGGAUCAAAGCGAGGAGAACUGCAAUCCGCAUUUCCUUCUGAGGGAAGGAGAGACUGUGAAAGAUGGCCUCAUAUUUUCUUCUUUUGCACAAGAAGCCAAAAUAGAUAGUACGCCUCUGUGUAAUGAAGAUACUGGACUUCACAUGUGGUCAAGCAGCAUUGGAGUUGGUGUAAAAAAUAGCCCUUCCUCAUUAUGGUUACAGAAAACCUGCUCUACUCCCAGUAAGCCAGGAUCUGAGAAGGUGAUCCCAAAUCAUCCUGCCAAAUCUCACCCCAAUCUUUAUGUGAGCUAUGACUGUAACUCUCCCGUGAGACAAAGCAGUAGCCCACUGACUAGUUUCAGAUGCAGCUUUGAAAGGACCACAAGGAAUGAAAAGUUAGCAGCAAAAACUGAUGAAUUUAACAGAACUGUAUUUAGAACAGAUAGAAGUUGUCAUGCAGUACCGCAAAAUCAAAGCUACUCAAAAUCAUCUGAAGAUCCUAAGCUCUGUGACACCUUAAUGGCUCAUGCAGAGAACAUACCAGAAAAUGACCAUGUGUCUGGUAUUCUGAAAACCAGUGUCCACAUGCCUGUGCCCACAGAAAAUGUGCCUGACGAUCUAACCAAAAUAGUCUCAGCGGGUCAAGUCAGACAAAUGCAGGAAUACCUAAAUCCAAGCAGUUAUCGAAGUAGGCUCCAUGAACAUGACUGGAGACCAAGUAAUUUGUCUGGCCGUCCAAGGUCAGCUGAUCCUAGGUCAAAUUAUGGUGUGGUGGAAAAGCUGUUGAAAACCUAUGAGACAUCAGCAGGGUUGCCUGUGGAGAAUUCUAAAUGCUCCCAGGAGAGUUGGACUAAAUGUAUCCAUAAUGUCAGUGGUGGGACUACAUUAAACCAGCAUUUAGAAAUGAGCCAAAUGGAACAAGACCUGGGAAGUCCAGUUCUUCAUGGGAGUCAGCAAGUGAAGAAAGGAAUUGAUCGGAAAAAGAUGAUGGAGGAACCCACAGCAGUGAAAUGUUCUCAUGGAAAAGGGUUUUCCAGACCUGCUAGGCCAGCAAAUCGCCGUCUCCCAUCCAGAUGGGCAUCCAGAUCUCCAUCUGCACCCCCAGCUCUGCGGAGAACUGUCCACAACGAUACCAUUUCUCUGAGGUCCGAAGCAUCACUGGUCUAAGUCUGGUCUGGAUUGUUCUGUUACAAAAGCUCUAGUCCCAACUGCCAAUCAGAGCAUCCGAGUGUUUCCGGCUGGUCCUAUGGUAUCUUUCAAGAUCACUAGGACAUGCAAUUUAAAUCCCAACUUUCCAUCAGUCUUCAGUGUUUUUAAUCUUUGGAGUAAUUACCUUCCUGUAUUUUGAUUUGUUAGAUUUGUUUAAUGCCAUUCUCAUUAAUUUUCAAAUAUGAUUUAAGUUUAAACAGUGUACAAUAUUGUAUAUUCUAACUUUCUUGCAAGUGACAGAAAGCAAGUGGUAACGUGCAUGGUCGUAUGUUCAUAGGUGCAUGUGUCAAAAUUGAGAGUAUCCCAGUAUGUAUUUAGAUGAGAAAAAUUUAUGUGCUAGUGUUGACUUUGAAAUAAUAACAUGUAUACCUAUAUAUUCUUUGUGUUUAUUUUAUAUUUUUGAAAAUAUACAAUAUACAAUACCAUUUAUAUUUUGUAUGCCUCAGGUAUUCCUCUAAAGAGGUAUUUGAGGUACAUACAUUAACCAUUGUCCCAAUCCCAAACUACAUUGAAAAGUAAGAACUAUACACCUCUAAUAUUGAUGGACUUUUUAAUAGGACUUCUAAAUACCUUCUUAAUCCAUAUAAGGAGAAACUUGUACCAUUGAUCACCUUUGCUUUUGCUUUUAAAGAAAAAUGUCACAAUUUUAAAAAAAAUCAUUUUAUUGGGGGCUUGUACAGCUCUUACCACAAUCCGUACAUGCAUCCAUUGUGUCAAGUACAUUUGUACAUAUAUGGUCAUCAUCAUUUACAAAGUGAAAUGUCACAAUUUUAACAGUUCAGCUUUCUGAAACAAGCAUAAAAUGUUCACAAAUGCUUUCAUAUUUCAUUGGUAAUAGAUUGUGACUUGAACUUCAUACUUGUUUUCAGAGCCAGUAUUUAUGAGACCACCUUAUAAAUGACAUUCAUAAAUAAUAACGUUAUUUUUCUUCAGGAGCAAACAUUCCUCAAAUAGGAUAUAAAAAAAAUUUAAUUACAUUGAAUUCCAAUUUUGCUAAAAAUGUGGUAAGCCUUUAGUUGCUGUGUACAGAUUUAGAGAUAAGGUGGUCACAUUUUCUUCUUUCUUUUUUCCUAAAAUUAUUAAAGGAGUAAGUCACAUUUAUAUUAGUAAGAGAAAUCAGGAGUAGGACUUUGUUGAGAACUGAAUUGUAGUAUCUUCCUUAUGCUGUGCUGUAUUAAAAAAAGCCUUAAACUUAAGUUUAAGUAGUAGAAGACAGAAUAUUGUAUGUAGAGAAAAUUUGCAUAACACAUAAAAUCUCUAUUGAGAAUUGACAGAAAUAGGAAUGCUGAGGUGCCUAAAAUUCCUACAUGGAAUAUCUUGGAAGCUACUUUGCUCUCCACUGUUUCUGUAUAAUACCAACUGUGUUAUUAGUUAGAUACUAAUUCUAUUUAAGCAUUUGUUACCAAAAAAGGCCAAGAAAUCCAUAUUCCAAAAGUAUUCAAGGAGCCUUUUCAUUGUGAUGUAUUGUCACCACUUAGAGAAAGUCGCUUUUAUCGUACACCAUGACUCGAAGUGAAGUAAAUAAUGUUCAAAACUCAAACUGCCUUCAGGGCUCAAGACUGUUGCACAGUGAUGGAUCGAGCAACACUUCCAAAUGUUGAAUUAGACUCGCAGAAGCUGAAUUUGGAUUGAACAGUAAGCAAGGGCUAUCAAUCCACUAUUUUACCAAGUGAUACCAUACUCAUAAUACACUAUUCAUUCGGAGGGGAGGAAACACUGGAGACGCAGUAGCCUAGUGAGUUAGAUGACGGACCUUUGUGAAGGAAGAUGCUGUGUACAGCAUUGAAAGUCUGCCCAGGAACCCUAGCCCCGUGCGACAUCGCUGUUCAUCGCCGUCCCUGUAUCACCUGAGUCUAACUAUAAAGCAGAAUAUUGGGAAUUUCUUUAAAACUGAGUUCCUUGACUUUGCUCUCUAAUUACUAAAGCACAGUUUCUAGCAUUGGAGACUGGGAAUUCGGAGUCUUUCAUAAAAGAAAACAAAGCAAAAUGUGUGAUGACCAGGCAGCUUGAGAGAACCGGUGACAUUGUUUGACAGCACACCCCUAAGUGGUGACCUUCCUGGGGUUUCCUGAGUCCCACCUUUACUCUCAGUAAAGUAAGAGGGUCACAUUGACGGUCUUUGCCAUGACAAGUCUUUCUCUAUUCCACUUCCACUUGAUUGGAAAAUGCCCCAACAUUUUACGUUUGCUACAGUCAUGAAAUAUUAGAACUGGGGAAGGGAAAGAAAAAAAGCUUAGCAUCUCAUCCAAUCCUCUUUAAUGUAAGGAGAAAAAUACAAAAACAGGAAUCAUUAGCCUUGAGAAAAAUGUUGAUGUAUACAUUUUAACUGGUCUUUUUUUUUUACUUUGGAUGAUCGCUAUGAUCACCAAUGACACAUUCUUCAUUAUGCGCCAUCAUUACUGGAUUAAAGGUAUUUGUAAUUA
Molecule: messenger RNA, 4799 nt
Organism: Echinops telfairi (small Madagascar hedgehog)
Lineage: Eukaryota; Metazoa; Chordata; Mammalia; Afrosoricida; Tenrecidae
Product: KIAA0408 ortholog
Exons: 6
Coding region: 307-2334 (675 amino acids)
Source: RefSeq, a predicted model, not a curated record